AACAGAGCUCCGAUUCCUUCGCGCCGUUGUCUGUCUUUCUCUCUCUCUCUCUCCGAUUCCGACUUCUAGAGAGGAAGUAGCAUAAGAUGGCCGAGGCAGAUGAUAUUCAGCCACUUGUCUGUGACAAUGGGACAGGAGUGGUCAAGGCUGGGUUUGCUGGAGAUGAUGCUCCGAGGGCUGUGUUCCCUAGCAUUGUUGGCCGUCCUCGCCAUACGGGUGUGAUGGUGGGUAUGGGUCAAAAGGAUGUGUAUGUGGGAGAUGAAGCUCAGGUGAAGCAGGGAAUUUUAACCCUGAAAUACCCAAUUGAGCACGGAAUUGUUAACAACUGGGAUGAUAUGGAGAAGAUAUGGCAUCACACGUUUUAUAAUGAGCUUCGUGUGGCCCCCGAGGAGCACCCGGUACUCUUGACUGAAGCACCUCUUAACCCUAAGGCUAAUCGGGAAAAGAUGACCCAAAUUAUGUUUGAGACGUUCAACGCCCCGGCUAUGUAUGUUGCCAUUCAAGCUAUUCUUUCCCUGUAUGCUAGUGGCCGUACUACUGGUAUUGUUUUGGAUUCUGGUGAUGGUGUCAGUCACACUGUCCCCAUCUACGAGGGUUAUGCCCUUCCCCAUGCCAUCCUUCGUCUUGAUUUGGCUGGCCGGGACUUGACCGAUCAUUUGAUGAAAAUCCUCACGGAGCGUGGCUACUCUUUCACCACCACAACUGAGCGGGAAAUUGUGAGAGACAUGAAAGAAAAGCUCGCUUACAUAGCCCUUGACUAUGAGCAAGAGCUGGAGACUUCGAGGACUAGCUCUACUGUAGAAAAAAGCUACGAGAAAAAAAAAUUUUAUUCGAUUACAGAGAGAGAGAUAUGUGGGAGGCUGGGAGGUGAGGUAGGAGAGGACGGAGGCAGUGGUGAAGAAGAUAAGAGGAGCGGCGGAGGUGGAGGUCAGGGGAGAGAUGGACGAUGCUGGGGAUGUCGCGAACGUGGAGUUGGAGAGCAGUGA
Molecule: messenger RNA, 986 nt
Organism: Ipomoea triloba (trilobed morning glory)
Lineage: Eukaryota; Viridiplantae; Streptophyta; Magnoliopsida; Solanales; Convolvulaceae
Product: actin-85C-like
Exons: 2
Coding region: 87-986 (299 amino acids)
Cellular component (GO): cytoplasm
Source: RefSeq, a predicted model, not a curated record